Musca domestica (house fly) is the source of this 4444-nucleotide messenger RNA. It is a transcript of the gene Dh44-R1, whose product is annotated as diuretic hormone receptor. Gene Ontology annotation, molecular function: diuretic hormone receptor activity; G protein-coupled peptide receptor activity; peptide hormone binding. The record is from RefSeq and is a predicted model, not a curated record. Lineage: Eukaryota; Metazoa; Arthropoda; Insecta; Diptera; Muscidae. Gene Ontology annotation, biological process: cell surface receptor signaling pathway; adenylate cyclase-modulating G protein-coupled receptor signaling pathway. Gene Ontology annotation, cellular component: plasma membrane. Bases 1163 to 2860 code for a protein of 565 amino acids. The transcript has 13 exons.
UACUUUUUAUGGAUUGCAAGUAGAUCCCAUGCAAUGUUUUAUCCAUGAUAUGGAUUUUGUGUCCUUGGAUUCCAAACAAAACAUCCACAAAAGCUUUUGGCUUAUAACACCUGUUGCAUGCAUUGCCAUAAAACUUUGAAAGCUCUGUAAACAGCUGGCCCAUCCACAGGCGCAGACAUUGGACAGAUGGUUUCUUUGUAAUAAAAUGUUUUGUUGAUAUGAAAUCAGUCUAUUGCGGGAGUCAGAAGCAUACGGUUCAAACUGAUACAUUAAACGGAGGACCAUAAGGAAUAUUUCAAAAAGGAUAAAAUUUAAACUGGCGCCCAUUUAAAAUUCUUUGAAUAGAUGCAUUUCUUUUGAAACAAAUACACAAGAAACAAAAAAGGAAUAAUAAUAAUCAUGAUAUAAAAAAUAAUGAAGUGGGGGAAAAAGUGAAAGCAAAGAAUGGAUGAAAUGAAAUGUUAAGGAGGCAUGUAAUUGAUAUGCAAUGAUAAUAAUGAUGAUAAUGAUAAAGUGAAUUUAGUUUAAUGGAAUUUCAAAUGAAGAUAUAACAAUUCCAAAAGGAUAAUAAUAAUGAGGCUGGAUCUCACUAAGUGAAGUCUCUUAAAAAAUAAAUGAAAUUGUUAAAAAAAUGAAAAUAGAUGAAUAUGAAAACGAAUGCAAAUUAUUAAAAAUGAAAUCUGUUAUGAGUGAAAAGUUGUUGCUGCUAUUGUUGUUGCAUUCUACAUUAGCAAAUUAAAAAGAAAAACGUUGAAAUUUCGUCUGCUACAUUUGCCAUCAUCAUUAAGGAUAAGAAUAAAUUUCCCAACAGACUAGGACGGAUUAAGCAACAGAAAAAGAUUCCCCAGGCAGUAACAGAAAACCACCGAUAAAAACGAACAACAACAACAACACAACACACUGAACAUGCAACACUUACAACGAAUACUCCCACACGCAAAGAAUUGGCAUUCAAUGGUUUUGAGUCACUCGCCCACAAUGACAAGUCUGUCACCAUCAUCGACACUGCAACUGGUACCCAACGAAACGGUGGCAUUUCAAAUAUCGACACUUUAAACCAUUUAUUUGCCUACGAGGCCACAAUACAAAUACCACGACACAAUUCCAUAGACGACGAAAUAACCAAAAAAAAGAAAAAAAAAAACGAAAACAAAAACAAACAAUGAAUGACAACAACAAUUCAUUACAAACAACGGCCGACAUGGCCACAAUGACCAUUGCCGGUCAAACACGGCUGCAUCAGAAUGCCAAUCCUCUGCAAAGGAUGGUGGCUUCGAGUGACACUCGAGCUGCUGUUGCUUCGGCUUCGGCUCCGUCACCGGCUGUCGAUGAUUUAACCCUAACCACGGAACUACAUUUAUCAUCGGCCGAAUUCGAUGAGAUCAAUCAAAGUGCCGAGCUACAGUGUCUGCUGCAGGAACACACCGAUACAACGACCUUUGGCAAUGCGAGUGGCUAUUGCCUAACAAAUUUCGAUUCAAUACUGUGUUGGCCACGUACACCACGGGCCACACUGGCAGCCCUGCCGUGUCUCGAUGAAUUCCAGGGUAUACAAUAUGAUAGUUCACAAAAUGCCACCCGCUUUUGCCAUGCCAAUGGAACCUGGGAUCAGUACACGAACUACGAUGCCUGCAUGCAUAUAACGGAACCUGCCACUGUCUCAGAAUUCGAACCGAUAAUCGAGUUGCCAACAAUAAUCUACUAUGUUGGCUAUACCAUAUCGCUGGUAUCGCUGACCUUGGCCCUUAUGGUUUUUGCCUAUUUCAAGGAACUGCGUUGCUUGCGCAACUCCAUCCAUGCGAAUUUAUUCUUCACCUACAUCAUGUCUGGUCUACUCUGGAUACUUACACUCUCUGUACAGAUUUCCCUGCAUACCGGCAUGUCAGGCUGUAUUGUCCUGGUGACAUUAUUUCAUUUCUUUACGCUGACAAAUUUCUUCUGGAUGUUGGUGGAAGGCUUGUAUCUCUACAUUCUGGUAGUGAAAACAUUCUCCGGGGAUAAUACACGAUUUACGGUGUACGCGACCAUUGGCUGGGGAGGUCCUGCUGUGUUUGUUGUCAUUUGGGCCAUUGCCAAAGGCCUGACAAUGUCAUCUGCCACAAAUGACCAGAUCGAAAUCGAAGGCUGCCCCUGGAUGCAGGAGACCAAUGUCGAUUGGAUAUUCCAGGGACCGGUGUGUGCGGUUUUAAUAAUUAAUUUAAUAUUUCUGCUGCGAAUAAUGUGGGUGUUGAUAACCAAACUUCGCUCGGCCAAUACCCUGGAAACACGCCAAUACCGCAAAGCUGCCAAGGCACUGCUGGUUCUAAUACCCCUGUUUGGCAUUACCUAUUUGGUGGUACUGGCCGGACCCUCGGAGGGUGGGGUCAUGAGUCACAUGUUUGCCAUUGUCAGGGCCGUGCUGUUAAGCACUCAGGGGUUUUCGGUUUCGCUGUUCUAUUGUUUCCUCAAUUCGGAAGUUCGCAAUGCUCUGCGGCAUCACAUCUCCACAUGGCAGGAUGAACGCAACAUACGCCUGAACCAGUCCAGAAGGUAUGUUUCCAAAGGCUUUUCCAAAGAUACUUCACCGCGUACCGAGUGCACCAGGCCGCUGACAGCCUACUAUGGCAAGGGUAAACGGGAGUCGUGUGUUUCGUCGACCACGACCACUACAAUAAUUGGUCAACAUCAUUCAAUGUCGCUGCAACGGGGAAUGGGUGGAUGUGGCAGCAGUGCGGGUGCCGGUGGUUGUGGCCCAGGAGGUGCUGGUGGAGCAGGAGGUUCCAAUGGGGCUUUGCAUAUGAUGCCAACAGCCACCACAUUAACGCUGAUGCCCAGGGCUGUGAGUCCUUUGAUGAAGGAUCUGGAAGAAAAUUCGGUGUAAAUUAUUUUGUAUACACAAUAAAAAAACACAUACAUAAUAGCUGAAGGCGGAUGUACCUGAUGUUGUUGCAUCAUCAUCAUUAUACUCACCAAAACAAACCCUCCAAACAAGAAAACCUAUUUUUUGUCGAAAGAAACCCAAAAAAUAAAAAAAAAAAAUACAAACUGUUAAAUAGCAAUACCUAACCUUGAAAAAUAUUUUUGUGGUUGGGACGAUGAAAAAGUAAAGCAACCGAGAAGCAAACUCAAACCACUCUCAAAAAAGAAAAACAAAACAUGAAAGGUAUAGACCAACAAAAAAAUGUUUAUAAAUAUAAGCUUAAUGUAAAUAUAUUAUAAUCUAGAUUUACACACACACAUACAUACAGAUAUUUGUAGAACAAUAACGUUUAAUUUGUUUUUGUUUUUGAAAAUCCAAAGUAGAAUCAAAUUCGCAAGGCACUUUGUACAAAGUUUAUAAAUGCACCAAAUUAAAACGAAAUAAUAGAAGAAGAAGAAGAAGAAGAAGAAAAGGAUACGACAACAUCAGCAACAAAAAACAACAAAAACAAUAUUUUAACAACGUAAAUUUUAAUUCCCCAAAUCAGAUGAUGUAGUUGGAAACCAUGUUCUUUUUUUGUGGAAUUGUGAAUAAGUUUUAGUUCCGAGUCUUCCUUUCUUUUUUACGAGAAAUAAAAAGAAAACAGAAACAUUUCCUGAGGCCAUGCAAAAUCUUGUUUAAUUCUUGUACAUAUUUUGCUGAGCAAAAUACAGUGGGAUAUUGCCGAUGACGAGCCUUCAUUCAGCUAAUAAUGAAAGCUUUUAUUUUCAUUAUUAGUACGUCGUGCGACAAUAUUCAAUUUUUUCUAUAUUUCUAUAUAAAAUCCAGCGGAUUAUGAAAGUAGAGCUUAGAAAAAGAACACACGGCUUAUCGGCCUUUUGAAAGUUCACAUCGCAAAGUAACCUAAAUUGAGGUGGCAAGUUCAACCCUCCUCCACACUUUUGGAAAUUUUCAGAUUAAGAUUCCUCGGAAUCCGUUCGUUUUAGGUACAUAGUGUCUUCAGCAAUUUAGCAGAUAAAAAUACGAGGAAUAUUUUGGUAGAAAACAUUAACCCUCAAGCGAGUCAAUAAAUGCGACUUUUUGGUUCUUUUUUGAAAAUAUUGUUAAAAAGUCAUUUCUCGAAAUCCAUGCAUUUUAGGUGUAUAGUGUCUUCAGCAAUGUUGCAGAUAAAAAUAUGAGGAAUAUUUUCUUGGACAAUUUUAAUCCUCAAUCGAGCCAACAAAUGGAUCUUUUUAGUCCUUUUUUGAAAAUAUGGCAUAAAUCUCCAUUUAAACGGGAUCAUGGCAAGUCAAAAUAUUCUACAAAAUUAUUCGCCAUAAAAUUCCACUAUGGGUUCUAGAAGACGUUAAGUGUCUAAAUCUUCUCUAAAUAAAAAAUUGAAAUAUAUAAAAAAAAUGUAAGAGUCAACACCGUACUUGAUGGGAGUUAAUGCAAAAAUCUCCAAUAAAGCAUAGCCGUGGAAGGAUGAUGUCAAAGACAAAAAUAUUCUUCAGCAAAUUUUACUAUAAGUCUCCAAAGGAAAGAAAUCUCUAUUUCAACUUCAUA